Molecule: messenger RNA, 945 nt
Organism: Hyla sarda
Lineage: Eukaryota; Metazoa; Chordata; Amphibia; Anura; Hylidae
Product: olfactory receptor 1019-like
Exons: 1
Coding region: 1-945 (314 amino acids)
Biological process (GO): G protein-coupled receptor signaling pathway
Cellular component (GO): membrane
Molecular function (GO): G protein-coupled receptor activity; olfactory receptor activity
Source: RefSeq, a predicted model, not a curated record
AUGCAUGAAAAUGUCCAUAACUAUUCACUGCACAGGGAAUUCUAUCUUCUGGCAUUUAUAAGAUAUGAAAAUGUUAAGUUAUUGAUUUUUGUUUUCCUUUUAUCAAUUUAUUUAUUUUGUGUGCUUGAAAAUAUUCUUGUUACCAACCUUAUAUGUCUGACCUCCCAGCUACAUACACCCAUGUAUUUUUUUCUAUGUAACCUCACAGUGCUGGAUAUUAUAUAUGUCUCUACUAUCUUACCAAAGCUAAUAGUGAUCACAUUUACAGGAAACAUUAGUAUAUCAUACAUAGGUUGCUUUACACAAGUUUUUCUGUAUGUCUUCUGUAUUGGAACUGAAUUUUUCCUCCUCGUGUGUAUGGCCUAUGACCGAUAUGUGGCCAUUUGUAUUCCUCUACAUUAUGCACUUAUUAUGGUAAAGAAAACAUGCUUAUCAUUAUCCACGUUCUGUUGCAGUCUCGGCAUAUUUAAUGCUAUGAUGUAUCCUUUACUCAUAUCUAAGUUAUCAUUUUCAAAUUACCCAGAAAUCAACCACGUCUUUUGCCAUAUGAAGUCAAUUCUUCAGCUCUCCAUAAGUGACACCACAGCCAUUGACCUUCUAAUAAUUGUAGAUGGUCUUUUGUUAGGUUUCUCCUCCUUUAUGUUAAUUCUUUUUUCAUAUAUGUUCAUCAUAUCCACAAUUCUGAAGAUCAAGACAACAUCGGGAAAACUCAAGAGCUUCUCCAGUUGUUCCUCUCAUCUUACGGUUGUUGUGUUGUUUUGCUCAACUUCUCUUAUUCUUAAUAUGAAACCGGAAAAUAAAUUGUCUAAAGAACAGGAUAAACUUUUUUCUAUGUUUUACAUUGCCGUGGUCCCAAUCUUAAAUCCACUUGUGUACAGUUUAAGAAAUAAAGAUGUCUUAAGAACCUUGAAAAUAAGUAUUUUAAGAAUAAAAAAAAAAGUUUAA